CAGCAACAUCAAUCAAUAACGGGAUAUCAAACCCAUCGCACCCUGAUGCUCAUUGUUCAUUAUUCUUGAGAGUACCUCUUAGAUAGGAGAGACGGAAUCGCAAUGGCCCGCGUCAGCCUCAUUCCUGCACUUCUAGUAUCACCAAACUCUAGCGACGCCUUCGAAUGGAGCUUCCCUCCUAACCUGGAGUCUGAGAUAACCACCCUAGCCGCCUGGUGUCAAGUCAAGCAGAAGCAGAGGGCCCCCCUUUCUUUUUCCAUCGAGGAUAGUAAAGAUGAUCUGGAGGAGUCCACUGACGACGAAGAAUGCACUAAUCUGCUCAUUCCACCAUCCCUAGAUGGCGACACGCGAAUUAAAAAGGACUUUCUCGACCGACUCGCAGAACUACUUUGCUAUAGAAAAGACCCUUCAUUGAUCACGAGCACGGCGUUCAUCUAUAGUGAGAUGGAGGUGACUAUUGUGGCUGCUCGAAACUCGACCUCGGGCGGGAAAGCUUGGUCGGACGAGGAUAUCAAGAUGCUCGAAUACUUGGCCGAAGUCCUCGAGAGAGUUUCAGCUGACGACACUUUCGAGCCUCACCCGCUUCCGGCGCUGCAGAGCACCUUAGUGGAAUAUUACAGUCAAAGAAUUCGGCACCACGCGCAGAAUGCCAUGUCUAUCGAAAAGGGAAACACGGGAUUGAAUUUCUUCAAAGACGGCGUGUGUAAUGACGUCGUGUCCGGCAAUCUAGCUGUAUACGACUUUGCUAGGGGUGUUGAGGCCAUAUCCUAUAGUACGGACUUUUAUACCGAACUGAAGGUCAACCUGACACCCGAAAACCUUGGUCGCGUCGUGGAGGAAUUGGCGCAUAUUCGAAGGCCGAUGCAAGGUGCAGGAGCCUUUUUGCAUGUCGCUCAGCAAUGCCCUGGCUUUCGCAACGUUAAAAUCGUCUUACUCAAUAGUCUCCCGGCAAGGAAGGUCAAGAUAUGGCCGUUGCCCAAGGAAGAGUUUCCAGUCACCCCGCGGUUAGAACGGAAAUUCCGCAACGAAGUUAAGAAGCGCAAGAACCUCCAUGCCGAGAUGGUGCUAAUGGCCUAUCUUCUUGGCUCUAGGGGUCUCUGCUCGGAAGUUUUCCCGUAUCUUGGGGUUAGCAAGAAGACGUGCCUUCUUUGCGGGUACUUACUUCGGGAAAUAGGCUUUUUCGAAACUCGAGGGAACCACGGGAAAUGUUAUUCGCAAUGGACAUUUCCCCGCACACUACGGACGAACCCUGAGGUAGCCGAGAGACUACGGAGGGCUGUUCAGCGUCUGAGAGACAUUCUUUGGGAUGAAGGGAUAAAGUGCGACGUGUCUCACCGGGGUGCAGAGAAGGAAUCAGUGAUGGCGGUCCCGGUUCCGACCAGCGACAGGAGGAAGACGACGCUUUUUAAUAGCAUAGUCGAGGACCCUAGAUUUCUUGCGAGAGAGACAGAGUGGUUGGCCAUGUCUUACAAGCGCGAUAGAGAAGCCAACAUGACUCCUAGCUACGACAAACACAUUGUUGAGUCCUCUCAUGCACGGAAUGGCGCCAGUGUACCAGAAGUUAAUACUGGAGGGCUCAAAGGAAAAAAAGCCGACGCUGUUAGCCCAACAGUCUGCGCUUUCUGCAAGGCCACCUGCGAAUUCGCCCAUAUUUGUAAAAAAUAUGGGGUUGCCGCCUACUGUACUCCCGAUUGCUACCGAUCCGACUGGCAUCGACACAAAUUUUCUUGCAGCUUGGGCAGACCGACCGACGCCACGGAUUAUUUGGUGCUCGCUUGUCACGCAAACAAGUUUCCCCUUGAAGACGACGUAGCGAAUAGGUAUGGCUUUAUGUACUUUGCUUCCGGGCAUGAUCGGUGGAGGCUCUUUAAGCUUUACCGCCGGCUUGUAGUCGACUGGAGGAUUAACGAAGACGAGCUGCGCAGUGCGGUAGAGCGGAACAAGCUUCAGGAGAUGCUUACGUUUCGAUGCUUGCAAACCGGGGACCCUGGCAUGCUAAGAGACAUGCAGUGGCUUAAGAGCGAGGAGGGAUUUGGAACCAACAGCAAGGGGCCGGAACUUGCUGUUAUCUUCGAGGCGGCCCAGAGGGAGCUGUUAAGUCCUGACGAAAAUGAGGUGCCGAUCGUUGAACUUCAGCCUUUGGAAAAGAGAAAGGCGUUUGUCUUCUACGUUCAGAUCCGGAAUGGAUUCAAGCCUGAUGUGGAUGAGGAUAAUUGGAUCUCAUUGGGAUUUUGUACGGCCGCGGACCCCCAAUCAGAACAGCGACUCGUUUCCGUAUAUGGAUGGCUUGUCGAGCGAUGCCCGUUUGAUGAGUUCUGGAAUGCCAUGGUAGAGUCGAGGAUGGUGGAAUUGUUUAGGAAAUAUGGGCUUGCGGACCGAAUAUUGCACCUGCGCAAUUUCAAGAACUUCAUGGCCAUUGUCAAGAAACGGCAUCAGAGCGUGUGGGAGCUUAAGCGAUUUACACUCAUGAACGUAGCUGAUCCGUUCCGAGCCGUUGUAGUCGACUACGGAUUCAUGAACUGCAAGGAUGCACGCCAACGGAUGCAGCUUCGAGCGAUAUAUCAGGAAUACUUUGAACGGGGAGAGGAUGAGAUGAGACUCCAUGAAGCAUGCAUUGCCGGAAAACUGGGGAGCUUCCUAGAGUCGGUCUUAGGAAGUCUUGCGGUGCGCCCGGACCUUCUUCGGAAUUCUUAUCCCUUGGAAAACUGCCCUCUUAUGGGCAUGGUGACCGAUUCUGUUAUAGUGUGCCCAAAGUCUGUUUUGGACCAGGUGAAUGCUUUUGAGAGGGGUGAUGGGGAGGAGACAAUGGUAAUUCCGGAUGCCGAGGACGAGGCGAUGAUAAGAUGUAUUUACGAUCGUGCUGCGUUUCUAGGGACGGAAGUGAGAAAGCGGUAUUAUUCUGGAUCAGACGGCAAAGUUGUUACCCAGUUGGCGUGGUAGGUACUAGGGCUGGACACGAAUAAGGAUUUUGGCUAUUCGUAUUCGACUUUUCC
Messenger RNA from Eremomyces bilateralis CBS 781.70, 2993 nucleotides. RefSeq lists its product as uncharacterized. The record is from RefSeq and is a predicted model, not a curated record. NCBI's taxonomy places the organism in Eukaryota, Fungi, Ascomycota, Dothideomycetes, Eremomycetales, Eremomycetaceae. The coding region runs from base 103 to 2940 and encodes 945 amino acids. The transcript is spliced from 3 exons.